AUGGGUCUCCCCUGUUUCCUCCUCGCACUCGCAUUCUGCGCAGUAUCAAUUGUUGAUUCAAAGCCCUUCAACCGCUACAGACGGGAUGACUCGGCUCCAAAUCCAAUUGGUUCCCAAUACCCCAACAAUGUCACCGGGACGUUAAACCAGACCAUUUCAAUUGUACCCAUUCCUUUCGCACUUGCAAGAAGUAUUAUUCCUGCCCAAUAUGGAAUUCUCACUGCCGCAUAUAAAUCCCUUCUUCCUGGAUUUCCAGCAAACAGCUAUCCUUCUUUCCAUAUUUCAUAUCCUUUCGUUGAUCUUCUUGGAGACGGCUAUUCAAGUUUCCAAUAUCAAGAGUACCUCUUCGUGACAAGCACAAACCCAUACGCGAUAUCUGGCACCGAAGCAUAUGGCACGAUCCCGGUUCCAGCUACAUUUAAUCCUCCGGAUAAAGCAUAUGCCUUCACUUGCCCAGAUCCUCGGAAGAACAAAGGUGACAUUUUCUUUGAUGCAUAUGUCCCGGGGAAUUCUCAACCAGUUGUCACAACCAAAUUCAAACCUAUGCCUGCUCCAGCCGGCCCAUAUUCGCUGAAUUUUUUCGUCAAUGUAACCAACCAGCCAGCCUUCACCGAUGCUCUGGCAUGCGACAAUCAGAUCUUCUACUACAACACUACGCUUUCCCAAGGAGCAAAUGCCCCCGUCACUAUCAAGGGAGAUAUCAAAGUUACGGCUCCGUACCUGCCGACUACUAGCACCUUCAAGAACGUCUGGGGGAUCAAGGUUGAUCUCGCGUUUCUAGAGAAUAAUUUACUUCCUUGCGGAGACUUAAAGGGGUAUCAACAUGUCUAG
Venustampulla echinocandica is the source of this 831-nucleotide messenger RNA. RefSeq lists its product as uncharacterized. NCBI's taxonomy places the organism in Eukaryota, Fungi, Ascomycota, Leotiomycetes, Helotiales, Pleuroascaceae. The record is from RefSeq and is a predicted model, not a curated record. The transcript is spliced from 3 exons. Bases 1 to 831 code for a protein of 276 amino acids.